Chiloscyllium plagiosum (whitespotted bambooshark) is the source of this 7007-nucleotide messenger RNA. Its product is annotated as leucine-rich repeat transmembrane protein FLRT2. Gene Ontology annotation, molecular function: protein binding. NCBI's taxonomy places the organism in Eukaryota, Metazoa, Chordata, Chondrichthyes, Orectolobiformes, Hemiscylliidae. The record is from RefSeq and is a predicted model, not a curated record.
GCACUUGUGGCGAACGGAGAGAUAUGGGGCCACUUUGUCAGAGUUGUUCCACACUUAGCCAAGGUGACUGCGCGGAGGAGAGGCACAAUGGGGCUGCUCGGUUACCGAGCUUGUAACAUCCCUCUCCACAGCAUGGCACCGUGUAACUUGACUCCACCUGUGAGCUCAUUGGAGACAGCCCUGGCGAAUCCCCCAAGCAUGCAGGAGGGCCCGGAGAGUGGGCUGCAAGAGUUGAGUUACAUUCGUGGGUUAGUGAGAUCAGCAAGUGGGCGUUUUCCCGUUUCAGACUGAGCGAGUGCGAGGGUGCUUCAACUUCAUUCCGUUCCCAAGAACUCAACAGGUUUCCCCUGUUGUCGGACGGGUAAAGAGCUGCAGUUCUCAGGAAUCCGUGUCACCGUUAACGAAGAGAACCCACCGGCAGAGGCGACACUUGAGGGGCUCUGGGUGCUUUUUCAGGCAGCGGAGAAGGAAAGAGCCAGAGCAUGGUCACACUGCUGAAGCAAAACCCGCCGCCGCUGGACUGAGCAGAGAACGCCGUUUCAGUGAUGACAGAAACCGAGAGCAGGACAAGUCAGCCCCCAGCAACUACUGGGACUGCUCUCCCCAGAUUGUCCGUCAAACCAGGGAAAUCGUGAAGGAGAGAGAAAAGCAGAGGAUGAGCGAGUCGCCGAAUCGGACAGCAACGUAAAGGAUUCUAGAUGUACAAGGCAAGCUGAGAUGACACCCUUUUCUGACUUGGAGCAGCAGUGUGUGAUGAAGAGACUCCAGAUUUAAUAAACCCACCGAAAGCUGCUGGGCUCUGUCUUUGCAUUUAUAUGUGCGCUUUCAAAUUGCCAAUCUCCAGUGAAAGCAGAAUGUGAUGUGCUUUAGUUCUCACCACCAAGUGUCCUGGUUUAGAUGGAAGAAUUUGCAGGUCUCGGCUGUAGUUUACAAAUUGCUGCUUCCACUAUUAAGUCAUAAAACAAAAACGCACACAAGGAUUAUUCUCACCAAGCACAUGUACUGUUUCUGCUCCCAAGUGUUUGGAUGAAGCAAAUACUGGCUUUACAUUCACAGGAGCUGCCUCUGGCAUUGUGGAUUUUUUAACCGCCUGCUGUUUUACAAUUAGAAUUCCUUAAUUGUUAAGAGUGAUGGGAAUGUCACAGACCAGAGUCUGUUUCGUGGACUGGAUUACUUUAUUGCAGUUAUGGAUUAUAUUUCUUUUGGGACUGUGCACACAAAUAACUGAGGCGGAUUUUUGUCCUUUGGAGUGUCGUUGCGAUAAGAAAUUUGUUUACUGUAAUGACCGUGGCUUGACAUCAGUGCCUGCUGGGAUACCAGAGGGUGCCGCUAUUCUCUACCUCCAAAACAACGUCAUCAACAAUGCUGGAUUUCCUCUUGACUUGCGAAACGUGCAGUCUGUUCAAACGGUAUACUUGUACGGCAAUGAGCUGGAUGAGUUCCCUGUAAACCUACCAAAAAACAUGAAGGAGCUCCACUUGCAGGAGAAUAAUAUCCAGACUGUCUCCAGGGAAGCUAUUGGCCAGUUGCAGAAACUCGAAAAGCUACAUCUGGAUGACAACUCCAUCUCAACAGUUGGCAUUGAGGAUGGCGCUUUUCGAGAAGCCACCAACCUCAAGUUGCUGUUCUUGUCCAGGAACCACCUGAGCAGUGUGCCAAUUGGGCUCCCCUUAGGAUUGGAAGAGCUCCGGCUGGACGAGAACCGGAUCUCCAUGGUGCCGGAGCUGGCCUUUCAGAAUCUGACCCAUCUUCAGCGCCUAGUCUUAGACGGGAACCUCCUGACUGACGGUGGGAUUGCUGAGGGAGCCCUGGAGCAGCUGGUCAAGUUAACUGAACUCUCACUGGUGAGGAAUUCUCUCACUGUGCCCCCACCAAACCUUCCGGGUGGUCACUUGGUGAAACUGAAUUUGCAGGAGAACCAAAUCAAUCAAAUUCCGGUCACUGCCUUCCCACAACUGAAACGGCUUGAGAAACUGGAUCUCUCCAACAACCAGCUGCGAAUGCUGGUGAGAGGAGUUUUUGAUGGCAUGACCAGUUUGAAACAGAUUCUUUUGAGGAAUAAUCCCUGGUAUUGCGACUGCAACAUAAAAUGGGUGACCAAAUGGCUGCAGUCACUUUCGUUUUCUAUAAAUGUGCGUGGGCUAAUGUGUCAGGGUCCAGAAAAGGUCAGAGGAAUGGCUAUAAGAGAUCUGAAUAUCAACCUGGUAUCCUGCCCGACUAUCACACCCGCUCCCCACGCCACACCCAUCCCUCCUGCCCCCUUGCCAUCUGCUGUGGUGACUGUCAUUCCCAUGACCUACACUGAUGCCAACAUUUCCAUUCUUCCCUUUUCACCGGGGUCAACCGCUCUCGUGCCUCCCGGAGACAAAGAAUUCACAGACCCUUUGCCUGUUGGACAAUUGCAACUAACUGUCCAGUUCGUGAAUGACACAUGCAUUCAAAUCAGUUGGCUGGCCAUCUUCACAGUGACCAAAUACAGAAUCACCUGGGUGAAACUGGGCCACAGUUUAGUCGGUGGCAUUGUGCACGAAAGGAUAGUCAGUGGAAAUACGGAGCAACUAAGCUUGCUAAAUCUGGAGCCGAAAUCGACCUACAGGAUUUGCAUGGUCCUGCUGGACGCCUCAAAUAAUUUGCAACCGGAGGAUGACACGGUUUGUUUGGAAGCCACCACAAAGUCGUCAUCUUUUAACACGAACAUGGCCUCCAGUCCUGAGCAGGCGGCCCAGCAGGACCUGAGCUCCCCUUUACUGUUGGCAGGCCUCAUUGGGGGAGCUGUGAUCAUCGUGCUGGUAGCCCUGCUCAGUGUCUUCUGCUGGCACAUGCACAAAAAGGGCAAAUACGAUUCGCACUCAUGGAAGUACAAUAGAGGGAGGAGGAAAGAUGACUACUGUGAGGCUGGCACAAAAAAGGACAACACAAUCCUUGAAAUGACUGAGACCAGUUUUCACAUAGUCUCAUUAAACAAUGAACAAAUGCUCAAAGAGGAUUUUAGACUGCAGUCAAUAUACCCUCCAAAUGGAGCAAUUAACUUUACAGACUGCCACACCAGAAGCAACAGCAGAUACUGUACUGGUGGUGCACCAGAUUUGGAGCAAUGUCAUACAUGACCGUGCAUAAUAAAGACCCUGCAGUUAUAGGACUUUCUAGAAUAUAUUUGUGAAAUAUUGUCCAGACGGAUUGUGUCUGCCUACUGUGUAAUUUAUACAGUGUAAAAAAAUUGCUAUCUUUUUUAUUAUAAAAAAAAUAAGUAGCAACAAUUUUGUAAUGCAGUCAAGUGAUUUAAAAAAAGAGAUUAAGUAAGCUGUAUAGUUGUUGCUGUACAAUCAAGGCCUAUGUUCAUAAAUGAUUUUUAAAAAAAAUAUGGCGGCAUUUAAUGAUGUAGUUUCACAGUUGGGGUUUAAAACAUCUUCUGAACAGUUACACUGGCACCUAAUUUAAAAACUAACACAUUCUGACAGUCGGUCUGAUCUGCCCAGGCCAUCCCUCCACCAUGUUUCUCACUUUUCUGUCUUAAUACUAUUUGUCCCUCAUUGUAGCAUUGACUCCCCUUUCAUCGGUACUUUGUCCCUCAGUAUGGCCAGAUUGAUUUGUGAGCCUAAACUUGACUGCAAGCUAGCAGUUUCGGAGGAUAAUCCACUCAAACCCAAAAUCCAUCUACCUUCCAGCCAGGAGAGCAUUGCAUUGCAGUCAGGAGUGGAAUCUAUCGAUGAUUUUCUGUUCUCUUAUCCCCAUCACCCAACCCAAUCAGUAGCCAUUUGUGACCAGUUUUAGCACCUUAUUAAUUAGCCGUGACCAACUAACUCAGCUCAGAUAGAAGUUGGUCUUCAGGACUGAAAACCACACCACACAUCUAAUGACCUAUUUCAGAAGAUAAGCCUGAUACUUCAAUUGGGUGUUCGCUAUUUUCAGUAUAACAGAUGAACAGUCUAAUUUGAUUGGUUUUUCAUAGAGUCUUCUCAACACUCCAGUUAAGCUCUGAUCUUUCUUUUUAUUCAGUGCCGUGAUUAGGAUUCCUCCAACAAUUAGGUCAAUUAAAUUUAUUCAAUUCAAAAUCUAUGAUAGUCAAUAUUUAAUACAUUUGAAAAGUAUGAUAGUUUCAUAAUAAUGAGGUCAGAAUAGAUGUAGAAUUUGUUGCAGUGUCAUCUUAUAGUUAUAGCACAUUUGUUGAAGGAUAUUCUCAAACAACAAAAAACUAAGUAAUUCAAAAGAUGCAUAUUUAUUAUUGUUGACUUGUCAAAAUUUAUUUGCUUUUGAGACAAAAAGUUUUCAGAGACAUUUUAGUUAAUAGGAUUAUGGCCCAGCGCUACCAAGUCAUGGUAACUGAAGCAUUAGGAGGGCAACUCACUCACCAAUUCAGUACAUAUGAAGCUAAUCAUCCAGGAAGAAUAAGUGUGUCAUAACAUCUCAUGAAUUGAUCAGCAUUACAUUAGAGUUCUCACAGGUAAUAUGAAGCAUCUACAUCUCCAUUCAAAAAUGAGGUGUCAUAGAUUCAAGCUCAGUGGCAGAAGGAUUAGAGUGGAUGUGAGGAAAAGAUUUUAUACAGAUGGUGGGAAAUAUUUGCUGCCCGAGUUGGUGGUGGAGGCAGAGAUCCUAAACUCUUUUGAAAAGUAACUGCAUCUGUACAUUAAAUGCUGUAAGUUGCAAGGCUACGAGCUGUAUGCAGGAAGAUGGGACUGAAAAAAGGCAGCAGGGUUUCCUUGGGUCGACAGAGGCAAGGUGGGCCACAUGGACCCCGUCUGUGCUGUAUCAUUUCAAUGGUUCUGAAUGAAAGCCAUUUGUUACAUUUUGUACUCAUUGUACAGAUGAAUGGGCUACAACUGGGGCAUCCAAUUAUUUUUUAGUAAUCAGGUGUCCAAUUAAUUGUUGGAACAGUUGUUUAACUCUUUAUUUAUAUUAUGGUUUAAAAAACAUGGUGUCAUUUCUUAGUUUAGUGUGCAGAUGCCAUCUUUAACAGAAGUGCAUUGCUGUCGUACCAAACAAAUUUUACCCAUUCAGAUUGGCCACUUUGCAACUAAAAACUUUCCUAUUCAAUACUCGGGGUGUUUAUUUCUUCCUUCCAUCUCUGUCUGUCUCCCUGUGCCUUCCAUGCCCCAAGAAAUAUGACUUAUUUCCUAAGUCCCCUGUCUCCUGCCAGCUCGGCUGAGUUGGCAGCCUGAAGAGAGGGUAUAAACUCCACCAUCAGGAGUGGAGGUCAGGAACUCGCCAUGCAUAAGCACAAACUCAAUCAUGUACCAUUCCGUGGUGUCACGACCAGACCUCCAACACUUGGGGCUCUGUGCCACAAUAUCUUGUUUAGUUGACGAAAAGGACAGCUUGUUAGCUGAAGAACUGUGACUUCAUUUUAAUAUUAAGAGCACUGCAUCAACAGUAUUCUAUACAAUGUCUGAAUGAUAACAGUAUUUUGCCCAAUUUCUGUCAGUGUUGGUAGGUAAAUUAUCUUGGGUAUAUUGAUAAUGAAAGCUUAGGAGUUAGAAAUUCACUUAAAUUUCUGAUGAUUAUACAUUUAAUUAAUUUAAUUUGAUUAAUUCACAUAACGCUGACCCCACUACGAUGUUCAUUCUUUGCAUCUUCCACUUAGAAACAGACAGUUCUGAAACUGAGCCAGUUUUGAGAAUAAGCAAUACUGGUAAACAGACAUCACACCAUGGUGAACGGAAUAGUAACAGAAAUCCAGAAUCCUUUUUUAUUAAGAAAAUGCCGAGAGGAAGAAUGCUUAAAAAUGUAUUAAAAUCAAUUACUACUUUUGUAAUACAGAUGUCAGAACAUGUUUGUGCAAAUUACUGUGUCAAAAUAUUUUGGUUUAACCUUUUUUAUGUUCCAAAUUUUCCAUAGUGCAAGGAACCAAAGUUCAUUAGCUUGCACCCUUUUGGUGUAUCAUGUAUGUGCCUUGAAUUUAAAUCAUAAUGUUCAGUCCUUGAAAUCUCCUCAUUCCUCCACCCUAUUAUUUUGCAGAGAAUGUAUGAGUACAUGAAAGAAACAAAGCUUUUGUGAAAAAAAUAAACAGCUAUAAAAGUUGAAUAUUCAAAAAUAAAGUCAUGUGAAUCAUCUUAAUUUCAGGUAAAGAUAACUCUGUGACUUUUAUGUUUGUGCAGUCUUGGAAAUCUUCUCUUUGGUUCUGAGUUGUUACAGAAGCAACAAGUAUCCCUUUUGUGACAUAAUGACCACUUUUUACCAUUUUAAAGUCUUCUAGAAAAUAGACUAAAAUGAUUGAUUUUUUUUUUAAAUGAGAACAAAUAGAUUUUGUAGUAAUUUGAAGAAAAAUAGUGACCAAGCAAUUUGUGGAACAGCAUAUGAUGACCCAUGAUGUGAUUACAAAUUCCCCUUUUAAAAUACAAAAUAAUGUGAUCAUUUAUUAAAUUGGUUAGUGAUACCUUAUACAGUGCAACACAUUCCUUUAGAUCCAACAUGCCAAGGAUCUGUUGCCACUAUUGACAGUUGGUUAACCCUUAUUUUUUAAUGGAUCAUUGCACUGCAAGCUUUUUUUAAACAGCUGCUUCAGAGCCAAUGUUGUAAUAAAAAAAUCCUUUGAAAAUAUUUUUUCUACUGCAAAAUAGAUUAAAAGGACACUUUUUUAGCUGGGUGGAAAAGACCCAUUUCUGAACCUUAUGGAGUUGAAGGGAUCAAGGUCACUUAUGCUCAGCUUUACUGUUUAGCCUUAUCUAGAGCAGAAAAUCUCAUGUUGAGAAUUCGACAGUACAUUUUAUGUUUUGUGUAUAUUUUUGUCUUGUCAAGGUGGGAGAAAGAAAUCUUACGCUUUAUAUAUAAAAUGGCUACUUGAUGUAACUUAUAAUAAUGCACAAAUAUACUUGUUAUACUGACAGGUUGCAGAAUCCAGAGAUACUCUGUACCUCACUUGCAUAUUCCUUACUUUCGACAAAUUCUCUGUAUUUCUAAAAGAUUGUUUGAAGGAUGUCCAUAACCAAAAUACAAAAUAAAGUAUGGUCACAACAUAUGCAGUGCUGGCAUUAGAACAGCUUUAUGUUAUUUGGAAUAAAUAAAAGACACAG